AUGCCCACGCCAGCCAUACUUCCCAAUCGAGCAAUACAAUGGGUGCUCGAUUGGGACGGCACCAUCACACUAAAGGACACCCUCGACGCCCUCGUCAACAUCAGCAGGCAGAUCAAACCAACCUCGGGCAUCCCCGAGGCAUGGUCCUCCCUCACGCAAGCCUACCUAUCUGACCUUGACACUGCCCUCUCCACGCACGCUCCCUCCGGGAAGCUGCCCACCAACGUGCUAGAUGAACGCUCCCUCCUCCUGAAGCUUAGAGCCGUCGAGCAAGCGAGCGUGAGCCGUGUUUCCGACUCCCAAAUCUUCCAAUCCCUAACAGACAAAGACAUCAAGAACGGCGCGCGCGACGCCGUCAAGCAAGGCCGCGUGCAGCUGCGCAACGGCUACCUCGACUUCGAGAGCCACCUGAGCUCGCGCAUGGACCGCCAGCACGAAGACAUCGACGUCGUGAACAUCCUCAGCGUGAACUGGAGCCAGCACUUCAUCGCGUCGUGCCUCAACACGGCGUCCGAGGCCUCGGCCUGGGAGUCCAAGCUCGCAAAUUUCGUCCACAGCUGGCCGAACCCCAUCGGCGCGUACGGCCUGAGCAAGAGCAAACAGAUCCAAGAGCAAGUCUCCAGCCUGCAUUGUCCCUCGUACAUGGCGAACCUGAUGCCCUUCCAGAAACGCAUAUCUGCGAAUGAACUCGAGGGUCUCGGCGAUGGCUCCACUGGUGUCAUCUGCGCGGGCGGGGAUGACUUGAUCGUGUCCAGCAGUGACAAGUUGACCACGUUCCAGAAGAUGCGGAAGAUGAAUCCGUACACUAUGAAGCCGAUCCCCGUUGUGUACGUCGGCGACAGCUGGACGGAUUUUGAUUGUCUGCUAGCGGCUGACCUAGGCAUAUGCAUACGCGACGAAGAGCUGACUUCGACGCAGAGGAAGCUCCAUGAGUCCUUCGAGAGGUUAGGCAUCAAGUGUCCGCAUCUCAAAGACUGGAAAACUGCUGACGAUUGGGCGGUUGUCUGGGUCAGGGAUUUUGCUGAGAUCAAGGACUGGCUGAGCUCGUUGGAGGAUGAUGCUGCUGCUGCUGCUGCUGCGACAUAG
Aaosphaeria arxii CBS 175.79 is the source of this 1086-nucleotide messenger RNA. RefSeq lists its product as uncharacterized. NCBI's taxonomy places the organism in Eukaryota, Fungi, Ascomycota, Dothideomycetes, Pleosporales. Bases 1 to 1086 code for a protein of 361 amino acids. The record is from RefSeq and is a predicted model, not a curated record. The transcript has a single exon.